UCUCUCUCUCUCUCUCUCUCUCUCUCUCUCUCUUUCCUCCCAUUCCUCCCGCAGUAAUCUCUCUUCCACAACAAACCGGUGCUCAGUGUGUUCACGCAUCCCUGAUAACCGCACACGAGUCUUUCAUCCUCUCUCAUCAUCGCAUCUCUCUUCAGAUGGCAGUCAUGGGAUUUUACUUUUGAAACAGAAACAGAAAAACAGGGCUAGUAAAAGGAUGAGACGUGUCGCUGUGCUGGAUGAAGAUGUUUGAAUCCUGGCUGGUUUGAAAGCGCUUUUUUCUCCCAUCUUUUCUUUUAUCUUUUUUGACGGCGUUUGGAAAUUAAAAUAGUGAUCAAUAAUGUUCACGUUCGCUGCCUUCUGUUACAUGCUUUCUCUGGUCCUUUGUGCAUCUCUCAUCUUCUUCGCCAUCUGGCAUAUUACAGCCUUUGAUGAGCUCCAUGCAGACUUCAGAGUGCCGAUUGAUCAGGGAAACCCAUUCCACGCACGUGAAAGACUUCGGAACAUUGAGAGAAUAUGCUGUCUGCUCCGAAAGCUGGUGCUUCCAGAGUAUUCAAUCCAUGGUCUCUUCUGUAUCAUGUUCAUGUGUGCUCAGGAGUGGCUAACUGUGGGCCUGAACAUCCCGCUGCUUUUCUACAACACAUGGAGGUACUUCCACAGUCCUACAGACACCAAGGAGCUGCUUUAUGACCCUGCAAGUGUCAUGAAUGAUGAUACGCUCAAGUUUUGUCAGAAAGAGGCUUGGUGCAAGAUGUCUUUCUUCGUGCUUUCCUUCUUCUAUUAUCUCUACUGUUUGAUCUACAAUUUGGUGACCUCAUAACAGAGUUCUUGACACAGAAGAAAAUACUGGGAUAUCAGAGACUGUUUUCUCAAACAUGUAGCAUUCGUCUAAUCACUGGAGUUAACCAUCAGAUUCUGCCUACAGAAGCACCUGGUAUUAUACACAUGUAAUAAAGCACACACGUAAUUCACAUCGCACAGACUGACUCAGAUCUCAUCACAUCCCUUAUCAUAUCUGGGGUAAAUAUGAGAUCCGUACAGGUGAUAAGGGAAAUUAUGACGAGCCUCAGCAGAUAGUGGAUUUUGACCAGAUCAGUGUGUUUGUAAAAUGUAAAAACAAAAAAAAAAAGUUUUCAUAUAAAACACAUACUGUACGUUUUAUCUUCUGUGUAUCGCACAAUUUGUGUAAUGAGAUGUUUUUUGCUGUCGGUUAGUUGUUUUAAAAAGAUAAAUGUGAA
This is a messenger RNA of Tachysurus fulvidraco (yellow catfish), 1235 nucleotides long. RefSeq names its product cornichon family AMPA receptor auxiliary protein 3 (gene cnih3). Gene Ontology annotation, biological process: vesicle-mediated transport; regulation of AMPA receptor activity. The record is from RefSeq and is a predicted model, not a curated record. The transcript is spliced from 6 exons. Lineage: Eukaryota; Metazoa; Chordata; Actinopteri; Siluriformes; Bagridae. The coding region runs from base 338 to 817 and encodes 159 amino acids. Gene Ontology annotation, cellular component: synapse; dendrite.